CGUUUUCAGUGUUGUCUCGGAUGCAGCGUCGUGCGGAAGCAAAAAUUCCCGUGAACCACGGUCACGGCGUUCGGGUCGGUGUUUGUGAGCUAAGCAGAGGCGGUCCACGGCCCGUAUGAACUAGCUGCCUGCUGCUCGUACGUAACCGAUAACGAUCAAGCAAUUGGAAACAAAUCAAAUUAUCGAUAACAUCGGGUCGGAAAAAGAAUCCGGGAAAAUCGAGUUCGUUCUCCUGGGUUUGUCCCGCGGGAGAAAUGACUUGUCGGGCGAUAUGAUUUAGUGGCAAAUGAAAGGUGGAAAACUGCUGGAAACUAGUGAUGUGUGCUACUUCGAUGAUAGUGAAUCAAUGCAUUGCGUUUGUGAGCGGGUGAAUGAGACUUCGUUUACAAGGUGAUCGUGCUUUGGCGAGUGCAAGUUAGUGGUUUCGAAAAUCUUCCGACAAAGUAAAAAUAUAACUUACAUAAUUCACCAAAAAACCAACAGCAAAACAAUUGAAAAAGUGCACGAAAUAGCUGAAGAUAGAAUGCAUAUAACUAGCCUGGUGUAUCAAUGAUCAUACUCGAAUCGUCUAGCUGCUAGUGUUCUUGGUGGAAUUGUUGCAAGAAACAAAUAUAGAAGCUUAUGAAUGUGCUUCUAUCCCAACAAAUAAUUUCUCGCGACUUUACGCGUUUCUCUCAGUGCAGUUGAAGAUCGUGAUCGUGUCACAGUGCAUUUGAAGAUCGUUUGUAACAUUUGACCGUGGUCUGACGUGCGGUGAAAGUUUGAGAUACUAGCGCAUCUUGAUCCACUCUAGCAAGGAUGGCCCCCUUUGACAGUGCGGGGGCCUUCCUAACGAUGGCCUCCCUGUUGCCGGUGAAAUUGUUGCUGAUUGGGCUGUUGGCUCACGGUGGACAGGGGAGUCCUGCGCCCUCAUCAAACACGGGAAUGGUUGCGAACGCCGUGCUGGAAGAUCCAGAAUUUACGGAUGUCAUAGAGAACAUAACUGUGCCAGCGGGACGCAACGUGAAGUUGGCAUGCUCGGUGAAAAAUCUCGGGUCGUACAAGGUUGCCUGGAUGCACUUCGAACAGUCGGCCAUCCUGACCGUGCAUAAUCACGUCAUCACGCGGAACCCGCGCAUCAGUGUCACCCACGAUAAACACGACAAGCACAAAACGUGGUUUCUGCACAUCACCAACGUGCAGGAAGAGGACAAGGGCCGGUACAUGUGUCAAAUCAAUACGGUGACGGCAAAAACGCAGUUCGGCUAUCUGCACGUUGUGGUGCCCCCGAACAUCGAUGACUCCGUUUCGUCCAGCGAUGUGAUCGUGCGUGAAGGUGCCAACGUAACGUUACGCUGCAAAGCAACCGGAAGUCCACCGCCAUCGAUAAAGUGGAAGCGGGACGAUAACACCAAAAUUGCCGUCACUCGCAACAACAGUGUAGUCCUCGAAUGGGAAGGAGAUGUACUGACACUGUCCCGGGUGUCGCGGUACGACAUGGGCGCAUACCUUUGCAUAGCAACCAACGGUGUACCGCCGAGCGUUUCGAAGCGUAUUAAAGUCAGUGUUGAUUUCCCACCAAUGCUGUGGAUAACUCAUCAGCUAGUCGGCAUACCGGUCGGCUACAACGUGACACUAGAAUGUAAUAUAGAAGCUCAUCCUACCUCACUCAACUACUGGACGCGCGAAAACGAUCAAAUGAUACACGACUCCCAGAAGUAUAAAACGGAAACGAUCCCUGGAAAUCCUUCCUACAAGUCAGUGAUGCGACUGCACAUAGGAGAAGUCCAGCACAGUGACUACGGGAUCUACAAAUGCAUCGCUAAGAACCCUCGUGGAGAAGCGGAUGGAAGCAUCCGAUUGUAUUCAUCGAGUCCUCCAACAACGAUACCACCGUCGACCACAGAAAGCAUCACAACAACUGUACCAUCAACGCGAGUGUAUGAAUCGCCGUACGGUUUGUCGACGAUGACGAUAAACCAUUUUGAUAAAGGUAUUCGCUACCAAUCAGAAUACAAUCAGAUCGAUCGUUCUGAGCACAAAUCCAGCGACACCAGUCCCAACCGUGACCGAUCGGUUGAUGAAUCCGCAGAAUCAAAUGGAGCUACUUCAUCAUUCGUCCGGUGGACAACACUUUUCGCGUUUAUCCUGCACCUGCUACUGCUGCUCCACCAGUGACGGUGACUUUCAUCAUUCGGUUCGGUUGGUCGGUCUUACGGCGUGCAGUGAGAGCGCCUUGUUGAGGUGUUGUUUACGUUACGUCCCACAGACGGGUAGAGCGGAAAGCUAGGGCAAUUUUUAUCAUGGUCUCAUGGUUACGUGCAAUAAGCGGCAAUCUAGAGGUAAAGUAGUAGCUAACCGAGAAGCAUUUUGUAUAAGAUUUAUGUAGUUUGUUUUGGAGGGGGCUGCCCUAACGUUUCGCGUACAGGUGUCGUUAAGUUUUGCAGUCGAAUCGGUUGUGUUAUUUCUUUCAGUGUGACAUUGAACCUUGUAUGAAGUAGUGAACAGUGGUCAAAAGUUGGGUUUUUGGAUAUUGUUAAACCGGACGCAACGGGGGAAGGUUCCGUCUUACGCAAGCAAGCAUCUACUUACCGCACCCAAAUGCAGGCACAAAUCGUUGGAUAGUAUGUACAUUAAAUAUGCCUUAAUCUAGAAAGGGGUUAGAAGAAACGAAAAAAAAAAACAUUGCAACACGGCACUGGUCGAUGAGGCAACACCGUGUGCGGCACCGAACAAUCUGUAUGUAGUGUAAAUUUGAAAUAAGCAUUAUUCGCCACGCAAAACGUAAACCGUGUCAGCAGCGUUUAUUUGGAAAAUAUGUUGUUCCCGCAGGCGAGUCCCAUUACCAAUUUGCUCGCCAAUAUAGCAUUAUUUCCUUCCGGGGGCUUUUUGGCAAUGAGUUACUGCUGUUUUAUUGACUCUCGAGAGAACUCCUCGAGAGCCGCUGGGCAAAGAAGCAACAUUUACCAGUCGUGAAAGGUAAAUUGUGUUUUUAUCUCUUGCAAUCUCUCACCGUUCCACUCGUGCUGAUUUUGGGGGACAUUUCACCCUUUUUCUGGAUAUUGGCCCAUUACCAUUGCAACAACGUUCGAAUUUAUGCGGCUGCUUCGCGCGUCUUCUGUUUACGACCGUUGCUGAUUGGCUGAAAAUGGUGAUCCCCAUCCGAGGGUUUGAGGCCAGAAUUGAGUUGCCCGGUUUGCUUCGGUUUGUAGCACACUUCGACCGGGUUUUGCGUUGAUAUGAAUGUUUUAGAAGAACUUAAAAAAGCUAACAACUAACAAGAACCACUGAUAAAAUGCAGGUAAUGGAGGAACAGCUAGUUUUUGCGAGGCAAAUCUUCAAACACAUCAAUUACGGAUUCGUGGUUUCGGGGUGUAGUCGUAGCAAAUCAAUCAAACUAAUCAUAAGCUACUCGUUACAGUACUUCAGCAAAAAGCUCUAUCGGAUGCGGCGUCUAACAAACCGGGGGCUGGGGUCGGUGUUACUGAGAAUCAAACUCGUAUCGUUGUAUAGUAUUUGAACAUACCCCAAAACCUGUAGUACGAAUACGAAACCCGUGUUUUUUGAGUGUGUGUUAAGGAGAGCAUACUUUUUAAAUGAUACGAUGAGCUAAGAAAACACUCACACACACACAGGCACAUAGCCGUUUGUUUCCCGGGAAUGUUCUCGGAGGGCAACAAACAGUGUAGAAGAAUCGGAAUGCAAAAUCAAACAAUAAAUCAAACUUUUGCAACUCGCCCCCCUCUUCCUACUCCCCACAAAACCACCAUUUGCCACAGCGAGCUAGCUAAUCAACGAAGGUAAAACACAGAAACCCAAGGCAAGCGUUUCCAUUGGUGUAUGGUUACCGAAACGAUAUACUGUAAGCUGUAAUCUUAGGUUCUAACUUAGAGCAUUUUGCAAUUGCACCGGUACCGUACCCGUAUCCGCAUCCGGUGGAGUGUGAACGCAUAUACUAAAACAAAAAGGCACAAGCCAAGCAAACAUGAAUACAAAUUACUCGUAAUACUCAGUAGACGCACGCGGUGUGCAUGCGAUAAGUUAAGCGAUACGCACACAUUUGGAAGAAGAAGAAGAAGGAGAAAACAUCACAAACAAACACCGUUGCAAGCUAAACCAAAAGUAAAACUCUAAAACAGUAAUAUAUUGCAAACCAAACCAAAAGAAAGCAACAAAUAAUUGUUUCAUAGCUAGAAGAAAUAUGCGUAAAGUGCGAUACAAGAAAAUGGCAAAUGUUAUCAGAAUGUAUAAAUUCAAACACUCACCCAAAAGGAAACCGUUGGAGAGGCAAGGCGUAGGCAGGCGAGCAAGCGAGCAAGUGCACAACAAAAACAAGCAGUGGACAGUGAAACAUAAACAGAACUGAAAUAUAUAUAAAUAUAUUUUGCUUUACAAAAGCGGCAAAAAACGG
Messenger RNA from Anopheles stephensi (Asian malaria mosquito), 4390 nucleotides. Its product is annotated as lachesin-like. The coding region runs from base 799 to 2157 and encodes 452 amino acids. Gene Ontology annotation, cellular component: neuron projection. The transcript is spliced from 10 exons. The record is from RefSeq and is a predicted model, not a curated record. NCBI's taxonomy places the organism in Eukaryota, Metazoa, Arthropoda, Insecta, Diptera, Culicidae.